UCCUGUGAGAUCUAACCCUCUGUGAUCCUGGAGGAUCCUGGAGGAUCACAGAGGGUUAGAUCCUGGAGGAUCACAGAGUUAACAGAUGUCAGUGAGACAAAGGAAUCGAUCGUAUCAAAAAGGAGGAUUUAUUUUAUGAGAAGAGAUGAUACUGGGUCCUAGCUUUACUCUCUAAAAGUCUGAGAACCUUCACAUUUAGAGUUUGGCUCUGCAUGUGUCUGCUUAUGUGGACGCUUUGUGCUCACAGUGUCCAGCAGAGGGCAGCGUUACCUCGGCCUGUCCCGAUCCGCAGCAGAAGAAGGAAGUAGCUGCUGUUCCACUUGCAAUGAUCGUACUUGUGGACUCCCGUACUUGGCGAGUAUGUGCUCUGGCCGUACAUCCUUGGGUAUUGAGAAACUAGCGCCUCCUAUUGAUGAUCCACCUGUCGUUUUUUAGUCAGGCUUCCUUCUUGUUACGGACGAUAGGUGAUGAGUUGAUGGUGUAGAAAGAAAGCCUCUGACACAGGACUCGUACCAAAGUCAGGCUUCAGACCGAGCUCUGCAGCAGCUGGGGAGAAUGUUUCUGCCAAAUCUCCGAACAAUUCCAUGCUUUUAAAAGUUCUCUGACAUCAUCCUAUACCUCACAUUUGCCCAUUUUAGGUAUUCUAUCUUUGACCUCUGUUGUGAACCUGUUGUAAACUGUCAUAGGUGAUGCAUCUAAACCCCAAAAUAACCCUCUUUUGCUUCUCAAUGCAAUGAAAUGCACCUCUUUAACACAUUCAAGACAAAAAUGAGCUGUGUUAAUGUGUUCGUCUAAGUUCAUAUACUUUACACCACUGGAAUAAAACCCCUCUGUUAUCCACUGGACUUUCAUUUCAAUAAGAACGAGCUAAACGACAGAAAAGCACAAACAUCUGAAUCAUCAUCAUCAUCAUCAUCAUCACUCUGAAGAUAACGUUUGCUUCAUGAAAACAUUUGAUUUCAAACAUAUUUGCCCCGUCAGUCACUUCCUCCUGUUUUCAUGAGUGAAUGAAACUGUGGCAACGAUGUUUUUCAUGAUGAAGGUGAAACAGUGAGGUUCAUGUUCACGCAGGUGUGCUCUCCUCCUGUUUACUUCUAUUCCACUGUGGCUUUUGUCACUGUUAUAAAUACUCGCAGCAACAUCUGUGAUGUGCAGAGACGCUGAGACGUCGUGUUUUCUGUCGACGCUUCACCUGCGAAUGUUUCAUGUUGUUUUAUUGUUCUUGUACCAAUGACAUUGAUCAGUCUGCAAAUAUCUGAGUGUUCAGGGAUGUUGUGGUUCUUGUGGUUCGGUUCACUGUGGCUCGGUUCCGCUCCGUCCCCACUGCUCGUGGGUCUGGUGGGUCUUGGGUUCGGAUCCCAGCUGGUUCAGGCCGUGGCUUGUUCUCGCUGGGAGACGCCUGGUGUCACGGGUCUGUUCCAGGACGGGGACGUCGUCAUCGGCGGUCUCUUCAGCCUUUAUUACCAACCUCCAGCUUUAGAUCAUGACUUCUCUCAGCUGCCGCUCUACAAACCUUGCACCAGACUGCAGGCUCUUCCAUUACAGUACAUAUAUGCCAUGGUGUUUGCGCUGGAAGAAAUCAACGAGAGUGUGAGGCUGCUGCCAGGAGUGAAGCUGGGUUAUCACAUUCACGACAGCUGUGCUCUUCCCCUCUGGGCUUUACGAGCCGCUCUGUCGCUGGUCGGAGGAAACAGCAGCAGCUGCAGUUUUUCAGCCGCGACUGACGGAGGAAAGAAAAGUGGAGAAGAGUCGGGUGAUCAGGCUGUUCCUCUGAUCAUCGGCGGCGACUCGUCAAUAACAGCUAUGAUUCUCUCCAGACUCCUGGGGCCGCUCGCUGUGCCUUUGCUGAGCUACACGGCCAGCUGCCCAUGUCUGAGUGACAGGAGCCAAUAUCCAAACUUCUUCAGGACCAUGCCCAGCGACAUUUACCAAGCACGAGCCAUCGCGCAGCUUGCGAUCAGCUUAAACUGGACAUGGAUUGGAGCUGUAGUGGCAAAAAACAGUUAUGGCCUCAUGGCAAUAAAGGUGUUUCCACUGCAAAUGUUACAGCAUGUGUGUCAGAAACAUGCACAGGUGAGACUUUACAUUUCUGAUUCCAACUGCUUUAAUCAGAUUUUUCAGGAGGAGACUCGAGGAGCAGGAGUGUGUUUGGCAUUUGUGGAAACUCUCCGCAGAGAGAAUAUUGUGAGCGAUGCCACACGCGCAGCACUUGCCAUUCAAGCCUCGACUGCAAAGGUGAUUCUGAUCUUCACCUGGUACACAGAUGUGAGGGAACUGUUCCAGCAGCUGGACGCCAGGAAUGUGACUGACAGGCAGUUUCUGGCCAGUGAGGCCUGGAGCACCAGUGGGGAUCUUCUCCAACAUCCUUCCUCUUCUAAAGUGGCAAGUGGGGUCCUGGGAGUGGCCAUUAGGAGUUCAGCUAUACCUGGAUUUGAAAAGUAUCUCAGAAAUCUCAGCCCAUCUCAUCGUCCAAAUGAUAAAUUCUUACGAGAAUUUUGGGAGAACGUGUUUCUCUGUCGUCUUAAAGACUCGGCUGCUGCUAACACACUGCCUCCGUGCAGUGGCACAGAGUCUCUGCAGACGGUGCACAAUCUUUUUACGGACACAUCUCAGCUAAGAGUGACGUAUAACGUCUACCUGGCUGUUUACGCCGCAGCCCACGCUCUUCACAGGCUUCUCUCGUGUCCUGACAUUAAGAGUCUUCCUGGAAACAGCAGCUCCACCUGCUCCGUUCCAAAACACAUCAAACCCAUGGAGGUCCUACAGCACUUGAUGAAGGUGAACUUCACUACACCACAGGGGGAAAUGUUUUAUUUUGACGGAGCUGAUGUUCCAGCAAAGUACGACCUCGUGAACUGGCAGAAAACUCUCGGAGGGAAACUCAAACUUGUCCUGAUUGGUCGUGUAGAUGGAUACGACCUCCAAAUGAAUGAGUCAGCAAUUCAAUGGAGCACAGGGUCCAAUCAGGUUCCUGUUUCAGUUUGCAGUGAGCGCUGUCGUCCAGGAACCAGAGUGGCCACAAGGAAAGGAGAACCAGUCUGCUGCUUUGACUGUCUCCGGUGUACUGAAGGAGAAAUAAGCAACACAACUGGUUCUCCUCACUGUGAACCUUGUCCACCUGAGUUCUGGUCCAAUUCUGACAGAACCGCCUGCGUCCCUCGCCAGCUGGACUUCCUGUCCUUUAAUGAAACCUUGGGUAUAACACUAACUACAGUUGCUGUGUUUGGUGUCACGGUGACAACAGCUGUGUUUGUGGUUUUUCUUUACUACCGUCAAACACCGAUGGUUCGAGCCAACAACUCUGAGCUGAGCUUCCUGCUUCUUCUGUCUCUGAAGCUGUGCUUCCUCUGCUCUCUGGUCUUUAUCGGUCGUCCGUCAGUCUGGUCUUGUCGUUUCCAGCAGGCAGCCUUUGGCAUCAGCUUUGUUCUUUGUGUUUCCUGCCUUCAAGUCAAAACCAUGGUGGUUCUGGCAGCCUUUCGCUCGGCUCGUCCUGGAGCCGAAGCCUUGAUGAAGUGGUUUGGUCCAGGUCAACAGAGAGGAAGUGUCUGCUUCUUCACCAGUAUACAGGUUCUCAUCUGUGUCAUUUGGCUCUCAAUCAGCCCACCGGUUCCUCAGCCUGACCUCGAUGUGCCUGGUUUAAAGGUGACGCUGCGAUGUGCCAUGGCCUCGGUGGUGGGCUUCUCUCUGGUUCUGGGCUACAUCGGCCUCCUCGCCUGCACCUCCCUCCUCUUGGCUUUUCUCGCUCGGAAACUCCCCGACAACUUCAACGAGGCCAAACUCAUCACCUUCAGCAUGUUGAUCUUCUGUGCAGUCUGGGUGGCGUUUGUUCCCGCCUACAUCAGUUCUCCUGGAAAAUAUGCAGUUGCUGUGGAGAUUUUUGCGAUUAUUGCCUCUAGCUAUGGUUUGCUUUUCUGUAUCUUUGCUCCAAAGUGUUUUAUCAUUCUUUUAAGGCCCGAGAAAAACACCAAGAAAUACCUGAUGGCCAGGUAGCAGAGGAAACUAUGCCUUUGUUUAUGAUUGUGAGUCAUCACAUUUAUCAAUUCCAUAUGCAUUUCAGUCACCAUACUUUAAAAGUACUGUAAUUACGUGUCAAGUAUAGAUUUAUAUUCAUAACCUAUUGGAGUUAAAUCAUAGCCCUUUUUUACUUCAGUGUUUCACAUUUGUACAAAUUCACAAACGUUGCACAGCAAAAGAAAAAUACCAUCAAUAAACAAAUAAAAAUAA
Molecule: messenger RNA, 4224 nt
Organism: Solea solea (common sole)
Lineage: Eukaryota; Metazoa; Chordata; Actinopteri; Pleuronectiformes; Soleidae
Product: extracellular calcium-sensing receptor-like
Exons: 10
Coding region: 1231-3990 (919 amino acids)
Biological process (GO): G protein-coupled receptor signaling pathway
Cellular component (GO): membrane
Molecular function (GO): G protein-coupled receptor activity
Source: RefSeq, a predicted model, not a curated record